AUGAAGGCGACGCAGGGGAAAGUGUGUGCGGAAGGGAGAGUGAAGGGGCUCGAGAGGGGGCCAGGAGGAAUGAGGAGGGGAGGGAGGGAGCACAGCGCGGCCAGGCUGAACCGAGUGAACUGCAGCGGAGUGGACAACAGAGGGUGGCAGAGGGUGGCCCGUGUGAGGGGUCCCGGUCAAGGUAAAGAGCGAGAAGCAGGGCACAGACAAUGGAUGAGUGUGGCUUUGACAAUGGCUUAUCGACCCCAGACACCUCUCCAGCCCCCCUACUGCCCCCCCUUACUGCCCCGGGACCUCAACUCGGUGACAGGGCAGUGA
Molecule: messenger RNA, 318 nt
Organism: Knipowitschia caucasica
Lineage: Eukaryota; Metazoa; Chordata; Actinopteri; Gobiiformes; Gobiidae
Source: the annotation of a GenBank genome assembly